AUGGCUGCUACAGGAUCCAGCUUCACCUUUUCUUCCCCGGCAAAUACCGAUGUCUGGAAGAAGCCCCCUUCUCACGACGUCUUCACUGCCCCCUACCACUCCCUCGCCAAAAACCCCUUUUCCCAAUUCCAAUCCGCCUCCCUCACCUUCACCACAACCUACACCCACCAAUUCGACCAAGCCGGCCUCCUCCUCCUCCUCACCAAACCUUCCUCACCCUCCACCCCGCGCAAAUGGAUUAAAACCGGCGUCGAGCUCUUCGACGGCCAAUCCCGCCUCUCCACUGUCUGCUGCGACAACUGGGCCGACUGGAGCGUCGCCAACGCCUCCUCCGCCGAGGACAUCAAGGCCGGCCGCAAAGCAGUCACCAUCCUGGUCGAGAGGCUGGAUGCUCAUGACGGUUCGUGCCUCUGGGUGUAUCGCGUGGAUGGCGAGACUAAAGUGCCGAUGAGGGAGAUUUGCUGGCCGUAUGGGGAGGAUGGUGGCAAGGGCUGGGAGUUGGAGAUUGGUGCUUUGGUGGCGAGACCGACGAAGGAUACUGAGGAUGAGCUGGAGGUGAAGUUUCAGGACUUUGAGGUCAAGUGGGAUACAGCCUAA
Molecule: messenger RNA, 597 nt
Organism: Trichoderma gamsii
Lineage: Eukaryota; Fungi; Ascomycota; Sordariomycetes; Hypocreales; Hypocreaceae
Exons: 2
Coding region: 1-597 (198 amino acids)
Source: RefSeq, a predicted model, not a curated record